UGGGGGCCACCAGCCGCCCGUAUCUCAUGCUGGGCCAAUGCAUCCACAGCCCCACCAACAGGGGCCACCGCAAGGUCCUCCCGGUCCACACAUGCAGCACAUGGGGCCUCACGGAGUGCCUCCAGGCCAGCAACAUAUGAUUCAGCAACACCCGUCCAGUAUGGGGCCUCUUAUGCCCCCACACGGUCCGCCUGGAGGCUACAUGGGCCCACAGGGUCCCCAUCCAGGUCACCCUAUGCAAAUGGGACCACAUCCAGGGCACCAUGGUCCCCACCCCGGGCCUCACGGAGGGCCGAUGGGCCCAAUGGGUUUGGGACCUCACCAGGGCCCGCCCAGCUCUCAAGGCCCGUCCCCCGGCGGUCACCAAGCACCGCCACACCAGAGCUCAGGAGGGCCCCCUGGCCCCCACCAGCAAGGUCCUCCUCAUCAGGGACCACCUGGUGGCCCUAACCAACAAGGGCCUCACCAAGGGCCAGGUGGACCUCACGCGCCUGGCCCAAUGCAGGGACCCCACCAAAGCGCAGGAGGACCCCACCAUCAGGGGCCACCUCACCCAGGCCAAGGUGGCUCUCCAUUGCACCAAGGGCCCACUCACCAAGGUUCUGGACCUCCAGGUCCAUCACACCAAGGACCGCCCCACCAGGGUCCAGGCCAUCAAGGUCCCUCAGGACCGCAUCAGGGUCAUUCAAUGUCUGGACCUAUGCAAGGAGGUCACCAUCCUCCCGGACCCCAUCAAGGUCACCAUCAAGGCCCUCCAGGACCUCAUCAGGCACAAGGACCACAUCAGGGCCCUCCAGGUGCGCCACAUCAAGGUCCACCAAACUCGCUGCCUGGCCCUAUGGGGCAUCAAGGUCCAUCAGGACCUCCGCACCAAUCCAUGCCGGGAGGGCCACACCAAGGAAUGCCCCAUCAUGGGCCACACCAAACGAUGCCUCCACACCAGGGUGGUCCAAUGCCAAUGCACCCGGGGCAGCAUCCCCAAGGACCGCCCCACCCAGGCCACCAGGGCAAUCCUCCGCAGCAGGGCUAUAACCAACAAGAAAGUCUGGGCGCAAUGCAAAGAGCCAUUGACUCAAUGGACGACAAAGGUUUGCAAGACGAUCCGCGCUUUCCUCACCUGUCAUCAAUGCGCUCCCGUCAGGGCAUGCCGAGUCAGGGAUACGGGCCCGGACCUUCAGGUCCAGGUGACGCUGGCAGUGGCCGAGGUCCGAGUCAGCCACAUAAUUUCUCGCCUCAGCAACUGCAGCAGUUGAAGGCGCAGAUCAUGGCGUACCGAAUGUUGGGCCGCGGUGCGGCCGUAACACCGCAGGUGGCGAUGGGCGUACAGGGCAAGCGCAUGGAUUGCCUUCCAGGAGCACCACCGAACCAGCCCGGCGGUCCUGUUCCCUCGCCAUUGAUGGGCAGCCCUGGAAGUCAGUCGCCAGGGCCCCCACACAUGGGUUCUCCAGGGCCUUACCCUGCCAGGGGCAGUCAGUCCCCGUCUGGGGCUCCACAGCCCCAGCAACCACCCACGCCGCAGGGACCACCAGUUUCCCAGUCGCAGCCUUCACCCGAGAGUGGUGCUACCACAAGCUCCUCCUCCGGCCCUGCCAGCACCAGCAGCUCUGCCCCUCCUGCCUCCGCCUCCUCCCCCCAAAUGAGCCACCCCAUGCGUCCCCCGUGUCCCCCCGGGGGUCAGCCGCCGAACCAGUCGCCCAUGAUGGCGCAGAUGGCCCCUACGACGGGGGCCCCGCCACCCGUGGGCGUGCCACCGCCUCCCCACAUGAUGCCCCGCCACUCAGGGCCCCCGGGUCCUGGCGGCGGUGGCCCACCAAUGCUUGGCGGCCCGCCCCCCGCGGGUGGCUUCCACCCCAUGAUGCCCCAGCAGCGUCCCGGCAUGCCCGGAAUGCCCCCGCAGCACAUGCCCCCGGGGCAGCAAGCCCCUCAGCCUAACGCUUACCCUGCUCAAAUGCAAGGCCCUUCAGGUACGCAACAGCAGCCAGGCCCGACCGGACCGCCCAUGCCCCUGGGGCAGCCGCAGCAGCAGCCGCAGCAGAAGUCUCAGGUCAGAGUGACCACCCUGGCCAAACCGAACGGCAUCGAUCCAAUUGCGAUGCUGAGUGAGCGAGAAAACAGGGUGGCAGCGUCGAUAGCGUUCCGAAUUGAAGAGCUGACACAGAUCGCCCCGACCCUACCUGAAGAUCUGAAAAUCAAGGCCCAAAUAGAGCUGCGAGCGUUGAAGGUACUGAACAUUCAGCGCCAACUGCGGGCCGAGAUCGUGGCGUGCACAAGACGUGACACUACCCUGGAGACUGCCAUCAACAUCAAGGCGUACAGGCGGACCAAAAGGCAAGGUCUGCGCGAAGCUCGCAUAACCGAAAAGCUGGAAAAGCAGCAAAAAAUGGAGGCUGACCGAAAGCGCAGGCUGAAACACCAGGAGUACCUCAACACGGUGCUUCAGCACAGCAAAGACUUCAAAGAGUUCUACCGCAACAACUUGGUCAAAAUCGCCAAGGUAAAUAAAGCCGUGAUGAACUGGCACGCCAACGCGGAGAGGGAGCAGAAGAAGGAACAAGAGCGCAUCGAGAAGGAGCGUAUGCGGCGACUGAUGGCCGAGGACGAGGAGGGCUACCGCAAGCUCAUCGAUCAGAAGAAAGACAAGCGCCUCGCAUUCCUCCUCUCGCAAACUGAUGAGUACAUUUCAAACCUGACAGAAAUGGUCAAGUCGCACAAAAUGGAGCAAAAGAAGAAACAAAUUGAAGAGAAAAAGUUGUCACAGCAAAAGAAAAAGAAAGGAGACGAAGGCGAGAAUAACGACGAGAGCUCGCAGUCUAGCGAUGUUCGCGUGAACGUGAUUGAUAAGGCAACAGGCAACACACUGACUGGAGAGGAUGCGCCGCUGGCUAGUCAGCUGAAGGAGUGGCUUGAACAACAUCCUGGUUGGGAGCCAGAGGACGAGGACUGGGACGCAGCAGACUCUGAAGACGAUGAGUCUGGCGAGAAAAAGGCGGACAAGGAUGGCAAAAAUGAUGAGGAACACAACAAAAAGCCAAUGCAUAAAGCCAAGGUUGAAGAUGAUGAGUACAAAAAGAACAGUGAGGAGCAGACAUACUACAGCAUCGCUCAUACCAUCGGUGAAGAGGUCAAAGAGCAAGCCAGUAUCUUGGUGAAUGGCAAUCUCAAGGAAUACCAAAUUAAGGGUCUGGAAUGGCUUGUGUCUUUGUACAACAAUAAUUUGAACGGUAUCCUGGCCGACGAGAUGGGUCUGGGUAAGACAAUCCAGACAAUUGCCUUGAUUACCUAUCUGAUGGAGAAGAAAAAGGUCAACGGCCCCUUCCUCAUCAUUGUUCCCCUCUCGACCUUGUCAAACUGGGUGUUGGAGUUUGAGAAGUGGGCACCAACCGUGCUGGUGGUAGCGUACAAGGGGUCGCCGUGCAUGCGGCGCACUGUGCAGAGCCAGAUGCGCUCGACCAAGUUCAACGUGCUUUUGACCACAUAUGAGUACGUAAUUAAGGACAAAGCGGUGCUGGCCAAAAUGCACUGGAAGUACAUGAUCAUCGACGAGGGCCACCGCAUGAAGAACCACCACUGCAAGCUGACGCAGGUGCUGAACACGCACUACAUCGCGCCACACCGCCUCCUGCUCACCGGCACACCGCUGCAAAACAAGCUGCCAGAGCUGUGGGCGCUCCUCAACUUCCUGCUGCCUUCCAUCUUCAAGUCGUGCAGCACUUUCGAGCAGUGGUUUAACGCCCCCUUUGCUACCACCGGUGAGAAGGUGGAGCUCAACGAGGAGGAAACCAUCCUCAUCAUCCGCCGUCUGCACAAAGUCCUCCGACCCUUCUUGCUGCGCCGACUCAAGAAGGAGGUCGAGGCGCAGCUGCCCGACAAGGUCGAGUACAUCGUCAAAUGCGACAUGUCCAGUCUGCAGAAGGUGCUCUACAGGCACAUGCAGAGCAAAGGUGUAUUGCUGACUGAUGGCUCGGAGAAAGGAAACAAAGGCAAGGGUGGUGCUAAAGCCCUUAUGAACACGAUUGUGCAGCUGCGCAAGCUAUGCAACCAUCCUUUCAUGUUCCAACACAUAGAGGAGAAAUUCUGCGACCACGUUGGCUGCACAGGCACUACAGUUAGUGGGCCUGACUUGUUCCGCGUCUCUGGCAAAUUUGAGCUUCUAGACAGAAUACUGCCGAAGCUAAAGGCUACGAACCACCGCGUACUGCUCUUCUGUCAGAUGACGCAGCUGAUGACCAUUCUGGAGGACUAUCUCGGCUGGAGAAACUUCAGCUAUCUCCGACUAGAUGGAACGACCAAGUCAGACGAGCGUGGUGACCUGCUUAAAAGGUUCAACUCCAAGGAGUCGACCUACUUCAUCUUCCUGCUCAGCACAAGGGCUGGUGGCCUCGGUCUCAACUUGCAGGCCGCUGACACGGUCAUAAUUUUCGACUCGGACUGGAAUCCUCACCAGGACUUGCAAGCUCAGGAUCGCGCGCAUCGCAUUGGCCAGCAGAACGAGGUGCGUGUGCUGCGUCUGAUGACGGUCAACUCGGUUGAGGAGCGAAUCCUGGCCGCGGCGCGUUACAAGCUCAACAUGGAUGAAAAGGUCAUCCAGGCCGGCAUGUUUGACCAGAAAAGUACAGGUUCUGAGCGUCAGCAGUUCCUCCAAAGUAUUUUACACCAGGAUGAAACUGAGGAAGAGGAGGAGAACGAAGUUCCUGAUGACGAGACAGUAAACCAGAUGAUCGCGCGUUCCGAGAACGAGUUUGAGAUUUUCCAGCGUAUGGACAUCGACCGGCGGCGCGAAGAAGCAAAGCUGGGUUCAAGUAGGAAGUCGCGACUGAUAGAGGAAAGUGAGUUGCCCGACUGGCUGGUCAAGGAGGACGACGAGGUCUUCCAGUACGAGGAGGAAGAGGAGAAGUUUUACGGGCGCGGCACCAGGCAGCGCAAGGAGGUCGACUACACUGACAGUCUCACCGAGAAGGAGUGGCUCAAAGCAAUUGAAGAGGGUAGCGAGGACUUUGAGGAAGAAACAAAGAAGGUGAGAAAGAAGACGCGGAAGCGCAAGCGCAAGGGCGAAGACGAGGACGAGGAGGACGUGAACGACAGUCUGGCGGGAUCAAGCUGCGCCAGCCCUGCCUCCACCGGGGGUGGCGGCGGAGGCAGCAAGAAGCGCAAGAUGACAGCCAACGAUAAGAAAAUGAAAAACGGGCUAAAGAAGCUGAUGGAAAUUGUCGUAAAGUACACUGACAGUGACGGACGCGUGCUGAGUGAGCCAUUCAUGAAGCUUCCAACGAGGAGGGAGCUGCCUGACUAUUAUGAAGUUAUCAAAAAGCCACUUGAUAUUAAGAAGAUACUUGCUAGAGUUGAAGAUGGAAGGAUCUCAGAUUUUGACGACCUGGAGCGUGACUUCAUGCAGCUGUGCAAGAACGCGCAGGACUACAACGAAGAGGCGUCGCUGAUUCAUGAGGAUUCGAUUGUGCUGCAGUCAGUGUUUACGAACGCGCGGCAGCGGCUGGAGCAGGAAUCCGACCUGGGCAAGGACGACGACUCGAUGGCGCCGGAUGACGACUCAGAGGAAGAGGUGGAGCCGGCCAAGAAAGGCCGCAAACCCAAGGGCCGCACGCCAGGCCCCAAGAAAAAGCGCGGCCCCAAAAGCAAGUACGUGAGCGAUGACGACGAAGACGAUGCGCAGCCAGGACCGUCGUCUGCCACAUUUGGCGCUGAAAAUUUCCCCAGCCUCUAGUUCUACGCGUAACUCUAGUACUUCCAGAUUUAUUUACAUGUACACGCAUCUUUUAAAAACAAACUGACGACAUCUCGUGUUAUUUAUAUAGCUGUAUUUUAGCUUUGUUCUUUUCGUUCCGGGCGACGCUAAUGCAAUUUUUGGCCCUUUUACUUCUCGUGACCAGAGUAACACUAGAACUUGUGUCAUUUCUGUCAAUUUUUGUUUGUAUGUGCAUCAGAUCAAUAUAUUGAAAUGUAUAUCGA
Messenger RNA from Cloeon dipterum, 5964 nucleotides. Its product is annotated as ATP-dependent helicase brm-like. The coding region runs from base 38 to 5719 and encodes 1893 amino acids. The record is from RefSeq and is a predicted model, not a curated record. Gene Ontology annotation, biological process: positive regulation of transcription by RNA polymerase II. Lineage: Eukaryota; Metazoa; Arthropoda; Insecta; Ephemeroptera; Baetidae. The transcript is spliced from 19 exons. Gene Ontology annotation, cellular component: nucleus. Gene Ontology annotation, molecular function: DNA binding; ATP binding; ATP-dependent chromatin remodeler activity.